UUUACCUUGGCCGUGUGGUGCACUUGAUUUAUAAAAAUGCCAAACCAUACCCCAUACACAAAAGCAAACCAAACCAGAGAACUCCAGAUUCUCACGGCUAUUUCUCUAGUAUUCCUCAAUUUCACUUUAGGUUUUUUAACCAUAUUCUGUGUCUCUAUAUACACACACCUAAUUUACCCCACUUUGACACCCUCUUUUGUGUCUAUAAGCAAAGACAACGAGGUAGUUUACUAACUGCAUCUAUCUUUCUUCGGUGGUCUAACACGGUUUCCUAUCAGGUCGUGCCACUAUGUCUUCAGGAAUAUGCUCACAGGGUUUGGUUUUAGCUACAGCUAUGGUAGUUUCCAGCACUGUUAUUUUCCUUACUUUUUCCAGGCAAAAAACUUUGCCUCCCUCCAAACAAACUCUUCGUUCUUGCUUGUCUUCAGAGGGAAAGAGAAGGGGUAGAAAGAAGAAGAAAGUGCAGUUUGCUGAGAAUGUGAAGGAUACAAGCGGCAAUGGAGAAGAGUACAGGAAAGAGCAAAACAAGAAGUUAAUUGCAGCAACAGCAGGAAGAUCAAGGAAAGUUGAUAGAUUCUGCAGAAAUGAAAUGCCGGAAAACAGGAUUGCUUUGUACAAUGGAAUUCUCAGGGACCGUGUGCAUAGAAUGGAGUGUUCAUAUUGAUAACUGUGAAGCUGUUCUUAAACUUUUCUAUGUUGUCAUGUCUAAGCCUGAUUCCCUCUUAUCCUCUUUGUAGACACAGAUUCUGUAGACCUUUUUUUUCCCCUUCUAUCACUUCCUGUAGGAUUGUAAAUGACAGAAACUUUAUCCAAAUUAUGGGUUGUUAAUGAGAAUGUUGGGCAACGGUUGUAAAUUUCAAUCUGUUUUGAGUUUUAUCA
Molecule: messenger RNA, 879 nt
Organism: Theobroma cacao (cacao)
Lineage: Eukaryota; Viridiplantae; Streptophyta; Magnoliopsida; Malvales; Malvaceae
Product: cytochrome P450 family protein
Source: RefSeq, a predicted model, not a curated record